ACAGUGCAUAAGAGGAGGCGGUGCAUUCUACAAGCACGUGGUAUUAGAGCGGCGAAAGGGAAGCGUUAUUCAAGAAAUGCAGUUUGCACUUGAACUUUUGUUGCAGAUGACCAAGAUCGCGAUAGAAAUAUACUACAGUUCAGUCACCUGGCGAACAACAAGGUAGAAACUUUCCAGCAUGUCGCUUAACAAGCGGCUGUUUGCCUGUGAGGACCCAAGUGUGUGGAGAGACAUAUUUGAGAAAUAUUGGCAAGUGGUGAAGCUCAAGUCUGAUGGCAAGGGAAAGAAACACGGCAGGCUGCUUCCCCUGGAUAAAUGGUAUCAGGAAGAGCUGCCUGCAGCCAUAGCUGGCAGAUCUGAACGCUAUCUUACCCAUUCUGAGCUAGCCAAGCUGAUGGAGUGGAAGCUUACGAGGGGGAAGUUCCGCCCCAGGUUGCAGCAGUUGGUGGAAACUAAUUCCAGCGAGACGGUGGAAAGGUGCACUAAAAAGGCCUUCAGUCUCCUCCCUGACAUCACUGCUGCCAUCACUGAGCUCAGCUCUUUGAAAGCUUUGGGCCCUGCCACUGCCUCCGCGGUGCUGGCUGCUGGGGCUCCGGAGCAGGCUGCCUUCAUGGCUGAUGAGGCUGUGGAGAGCAUUCCCAACCUGAAACCCAUCCAGUACACUGUUAAGCACUAUUCCCUGUACCUGCAGAGCGUGAAGGAGCGCACACAGGCUCUCAACCAAGCGGACGCUGACCAGGACUGGACGCCCCACAAGGUGGAGCUAUGUUUGUGGGCAUGGGACGUGGCGAGUCAGCUGCAGCCCUCCCUGCUCCAGAACAGCUGCGAUGAGGAGACUGAAACCGCCAAGCCACGUGCCAAGAGGCAGAAAAUCAAGUAGACUCUUCAUCUGUGCUAGGACCAGGUAGAGAGGAUCACAACUUGCACUGGAUGUUGACCAAUUCACUUAUCUGAUGCACGUAAACACUUGUGUGCAUUUGUCUCACACUUAUGCACAUUUGGUAUUUUAUAAACUGAUGCAUUUUUGUCACAAAUUGAUUGCAGUCUCUUGGUAAAUCCGGAUCACAAUAAAAAGCAGUUACUUCCGACACUCA
Conger conger (European conger) is the source of this 1094-nucleotide messenger RNA. RefSeq lists its product as uncharacterized. The transcript is spliced from 6 exons. The record is from RefSeq and is a predicted model, not a curated record. Lineage: Eukaryota; Metazoa; Chordata; Actinopteri; Anguilliformes; Congridae. The coding region runs from base 179 to 880 and encodes 233 amino acids.